CUCAGGGGCGGGGGCCAUGGACUAUAUAUCGCGGGGCAUAUCGCGAUGAUGGGGCAGGAUGAGGGAACCCGAAGAAGACCUUAUCUCAGCCUCCUAUUACGAAUUCCACCACCAAAAGUGAAGACCACCCCGAGUUCGGUGGACCCUCUACAAACACACCCCUCUUCCAGACCAAAAUUAGAUCAAUAUCGUCCCAGCCCGCAACAUGAAGGUCACCAUUUCCAGCGUCCUACUCCUGGCCGCCGCCACCCCGGCUCUAGCGGCCAACUUCCUCGGCUCGUGCUCGGCCGACUCGGUCGUUGUCGACGGCAAGAUCCUCACCGCCAAAUGCCGCACCAUCAGCGGCCAGCUCAAGUGCACCAAGCUUGACCUGAACAACUGCCUGAAGAACACAUACGGCAGCCUGCAGUCGGACCCGGAAGGAGACGGGCCCCACUUCGGCGACCAGUGCUACAACUGCAGCAACGACAAGACCACCAGCGGCAUCCUGAUCGACAGCCCGGGCCUCCUGCACUGCCAAUGCGACCCCGGCACCGGGGCCGCGAAAGCCAACUGGCCGACCGCCAUCUUCGACAUAAACACCAUCGUCGACAACUUCAACGGGAGGCUCGAGUGUUACGGCAACAAGGCCAAGGACUGUUAAUUUGUCUGCCUUUGGGAACAUCAACGCGGGUCGGGUCGGG
This is a messenger RNA of Phialemonium atrogriseum, 683 nucleotides long. RefSeq lists its product as uncharacterized. Lineage: Eukaryota; Fungi; Ascomycota; Sordariomycetes; Cephalothecales; Cephalothecaceae. The coding region runs from base 206 to 643 and encodes 145 amino acids. The record is from RefSeq and is a predicted model, not a curated record. The transcript is spliced from 3 exons.